AUGCCAUUACCAAACCCACAGUCGAAGAAGAUUCGACUCGUAUGUUGCGAAAUGUUGCUCCGGUUCAUUCAUUUUCGGGCAACUGUUGCGGCCGCCGCUCGCCACUUCUCGGCUGAAGCGGCUGCGCAGAAGGCUGUCGGGAGAGGCGGCGCAACGGCAAGAACAGGUGGCGGGGGAGACACGCUGGGUAGGAGACUGUUUAGCCUGGUUUAUGCGAAACGCAGUGCCGUAAUUGCAAUAGGGAAGUGGAAAGCAGAGGGCCACAAGGUGCAGAAGUAUCAGCUUAAUCGGAUUGUUAGAGAGCUCCGAAAGCUCAAGCGGUACAAGCACGCUCUCGAGGUUUGUGAAUGGAUGACACAACAGCAAGAUAUCAAGCUCAUGCAAGGUGACUAUGCUGUGCACUUGGACUUGAUUGCAAAGGUUCGUGGUCUAAGUAGUGCAGAGAAAUUUUUUGAAGAUCUCCGAGAUGAAAUGAGAGGCUGGCAAACCUGUACUGCUCUUCUUCAUACUUACGUCAACUAUAAGUUGAUUGAAAAGGCUGAGGCUUUAAUGGAGAAGAUGUCUGAAUGUAGUUUCUUGAAGAAUCCCCUUCCUUACAACCAUAUGCUAUCUCUGUACGUUGCAAAUGGGCAAUUGGAGAAGGUUCCUGAAGUCAUAAAGGAGUUGAAGAAAAACACUUCACCAGAUGUUGUUACUUACAAUCUGUGGCUGAGGGCAUGUGCCUCACAGAAUGAUGUUGAAACUGCGAAAAAAGUCUUAGUGGAGUUGAAGAAAGCAAAAGUUGAUCCAGACUGGAUAACAUAUAGCACAUUAACCAACUUAUAUAUAAAAAACCAACUCAUUGAAAAUGCAGCAUCGACUUUGAAAGAGAUGGAGAAAAGGGCUUCGAGGAAAAAUCGACUCGCUUAUUCUUCCCUCCUCAGUUUGCAUACAAACAUGGGAGAUAGGGAUGGGGUACAUCGGAUCUGGAAUAAAAUGAAAUCAUGCUUUCGCAAAAUGAAUGAUGCUGAAUAUACCUCUAUGAUGUCUUCCCUUGUGAAACUUGAGGAGAUUGAAGAAGCACAGAAUCUUUACUCUGAGUGGGAGUCAGUUUCUGGACGGAGUGAUCCCCAGGUCCCAAACAUUCUCCUUGCAGCUUAUAUCAAUAGAAACCAGAUGGAAGAAGCUGAAAAUUUUCAUCAUCAUAUGGUGCAAAAUGGCUUCCGUCCUUGUUACACUACUUGGGAACUUCUAACAUGGGGUCAUUUGAAAUCAAAGCAGAUGGAUAAAGUUUUAGAUUAUUUUAAGAAGGCUAUUAGUAGUGUUAAGAAGUGGAAUCCUGACAAAAUUUUGGUUAGAGAAGUAUUUAAGAAUCUUGAGGAGAAAGGGAUUGUUGAAGAAGCAGAGGAAUUUUUGGUUAUGCUUCAGAAAGCUGGCCAUGUGAGUACAGAGAUAUAUAAUUCUGUUCUACGAACUUAUAAAAACGCAGGUAAAAUGCCCCUAAUAGUUGCAGAGCGUAUGAAGAAAGAUAAUGUUGAUUUAGAUGAAGAAACACAUAGGCUCAUAAAAGCUACUUGCAGCAUGUGUGUGAGUGAAGUCUCAAGUUUUGUGUCUUGACAGAACAGAAAAACUUUGUAAGCUAACUCAAGUAUUAGGAGAUUUGGUAUAUUUUUCCAGUUUGAUGAUUUCUGUUGAUAAUGGAUGACAAUUCAGAAGUCAAUGACAAAUGGGAGUGGUAUCGUAGUCCAUACACUUGAAUUUAAUUGCAGAAACAAGAGUUGUUCAAUUUCUUUUAGAUUGAAGCUCUUACUGGGAACGUGUGAGGAGAUGUAUUGUUAAAAGAAGAAGAAGAAGAUGAUUAGUUAUGAGACUUGGUUUACUGUUUUAAAUCUCUACGUAAGGAAGACAGGAACUGAGUAGAUGGCAUUGAGCUAAAAUAUUCAAGCUCAAGGUGCAUCCAUUGUGUCCUGUUUCAAAUAUGCAGGAUCUUAGCUAACCUAUUAGGCCCUGCCAUCUGUGGACCAACCUCAUCAGUGGUAAUUAGUCCUCUGAUCAUCUGAUUCUGAACUUUAUUGCUCAACCUGACUGACAAACUAUUUUGUGGGUCGGAUUCUGGCACUCUUAUAAGUUAUUUCAAUAUUCAACUAGAUUAUCAACAAACUGAUUUUGUAAUUUUUUUUUUUAUAACUGAAUUGCUUCCUACAUUUGAUA
Hevea brasiliensis (rubber tree) is the source of this 2190-nucleotide messenger RNA. RefSeq names its product pentatricopeptide repeat-containing protein At4g02820, mitochondrial. Gene Ontology annotation, cellular component: mitochondrion. The transcript is spliced from 2 exons. Lineage: Eukaryota; Viridiplantae; Streptophyta; Magnoliopsida; Malpighiales; Euphorbiaceae. The record is from RefSeq and is a predicted model, not a curated record. Gene Ontology annotation, molecular function: protein binding. Bases 1 to 1596 code for a protein of 531 amino acids.